Molecule: messenger RNA, 3306 nt
Organism: Hippocampus comes (tiger tail seahorse)
Lineage: Eukaryota; Metazoa; Chordata; Actinopteri; Syngnathiformes; Syngnathidae
Gene: aifm3
Product: AIF family member 3
Exons: 20
Coding region: 486-2285 (599 amino acids)
Biological process (GO): execution phase of apoptosis
Cellular component (GO): mitochondrion; cytoplasm
Molecular function (GO): oxidoreductase activity, acting on NAD(P)H; 2 iron, 2 sulfur cluster binding
Source: RefSeq, a predicted model, not a curated record
AAACUGGCAAAGGUUCGCUGUGCUGCAUUUACAGGCUCGGCCAGUGAAAGAGAGCAACUCCCACGACCGGUCAGCUCAGUCUGCUGCUGCUGAAAGGGGCGCGCACACACACACACACACACACACACAACAGCCUGUGCUGCAUCAAGAGGGAGCAAGGAGGGACACACGGAGUGGGAAUACUCUGAGGGAGAAGAAGGAGUCCCACAGAGGAAGUGGAUUGUUGGGGAGUAGUGCAAAUAUGUUCUCUGCACCGCAGCGCUCCAUGCACCUGCUCCAGGACCGCAGCGCUUUUUGAUUAUGUGGAGGGACUGACAAAUAUCCAUUGUGGACCUGCAGGUUCUCAUACAUUUGAUUCUGUGACACCACUGCAACGUAGGAUCCUGAGGGUAGAGGACCUGACCCAAACUCGCCUCCCCUCAUCUCUCUCUCCCCCUCCCUCCCUCCCUCCCUCUCCCUCGGUUUCCAUCAGUCCUGAGCCCACCAUGGGAGGAUGCUUCUCCAAACCCAAACCAGUUGAAGUCAAAGUGGAGCUCUCUCUCCUGGAAAACGAAAAAGAGGUGGACGGCCUUUCGCCGAACGGCAAGGCCAGUCCCUUUGCAGACUGCAGACCGAACGGGGCUCUCGGACACAGCUCGGACGACGACUCCGCCUUGCUCCAAGCUUACCACAGAUCACGGGACUAUGUGGAGGCCUCUGUCUGUCAUGUCAAAGAUCUGGAAAACGGACAGAUGCGAGAGGUUGACUUGGGAUGUGGCAGAGCGCUGUUGAUUAAGGAACAUGGCGAGUUCUCAGCGAUGGGCCACAAGUGUCCACAUUACGGCGCACCACUCGUCAAAGGUGUGCUGUCGAAAGGACACGUGCGCUGCCCGUGGCACGGCGCUUGUUUCAACAUCGCAACAGGCGACAUCGAAGACUUCCCCGGCCUGGACAGCCUGCCGACCUUCCAGGUCAGAGUUGAAAAGGACAAGGUCAUCAUCCGAGCAAACAAGCAGGCUCUUCAGUCGCAGAAACGGUCAAAGGCCAUGGCAAGAUGUUCCGCGGUCAUUAACUCCAGCACAAGCUUGACGAAUGUUUUAAUUAUUGGGUCAGGUCCAGCAGGUCUAGUGUGUGCAGAGACGCUGAGGCAAGAGGGCUUCACUGAGCGCAUCGUCAUAUGCACCAUGGACAGACAUCCUCCUUAUGACAGGCCUAAACUGAGUAAGUCCCUAGACAGCACAGCGGAACAGCUGAGGUUACGUUCCAGGGACUUCCUGCACGAUCACGACAUUGAAUUGUUCACAGAAAAAGAGGUGGUGGCAAUAGAUGUGAAGAUGCGCUCUGUCACCUUUGAAGAAGGCUUGAGGAUGGAAUACAGAAAACUCUUUGUCGCUACAGGAAACAAACCCAAACCUCUUAACUACAAGGGCGGGGAUGUCAGGAAUGUUUUUCACCUCCGGACGCCUGAGGACGCUAACAGCAUAGCGAGGCUGGCCAACAACAAGAACGCUGUGAUUGUGGGAACAUCAUUUGUCGGUAUGGAGGUGGCUGCAGCUCUGACUGACAAGGCCCACUCUGUCUCGAUCAUUGGGGUUGAGUCAGUCCCAUUUAAAAAAGCCCUCGGUGAGAAAGUAGGGAAAGCCAUCAUGAAGCUUUUUGAAGCCAACAGGGUGAAGUUCUACAUGCUGAAUGAGGUGUCAGAGAUGAUUGGCCAUCAUGGACAGCUGAAAGAGGUAGUGCUGAAGAGUGGCAAAGUCCUGCGGGCAGAUGUCUGUGUCAUCGGAGCUGGAUGUGUUCCAGCAACAAGCUUCUUGAAACAGAGCGGCAUUCACAUGGACUCAAAGGGCUUCAUCACCGUCAACAAGAUGAUGCAGACAAAUGCCGAAGGGGUCUUCGCUGGGGGAGAUGUCGUGACCUUUCCCUUCUCGCCACGCAACAAUAAGAAGGUUAACAUCCCUCACUGGCAAAUGGCUCACGUGCACGGAAGGGUAGCAGCUCUCAACAUGGUGGGCAGAGUCACUGAGGUGAAAACAGUGCCUUACUUCUGGUCAGCCAUGUUUGGGAAGACCAUACGCUAUGCAGGUUAUGGGGAUGGAUUUGAUGAUGUCAUCAUUCAAGGUGAUCUGGAUGAACUGAGAUUUGUCGCAUUUUACACGAGGGGUGAGGAGGUGGUUGCGGUGGCCAGCAUGAACUACGAUCCCAUUGUGUCCCGAGUGGCUGAGGUCUUAGGAUCCGGAAAGACGAUUAAGAAACGAGAUGUGGAGACUGGAGACAUUUCCUGGUUGAUUGACAAGGGCUCCCAAUAACUUCACGUGUACACAUGCACGGAGCAGGUGUGCACUGUAGUUCUGGAUACAGACACUAAAUGGUGCUGAGACAAAAGGCAGCUAUCUCUAGUCUGAGAUCUGUGACUGUUCAAUCUACUGAAAUGUAACAGAGAGAGAGCGCUGAGUCAGCAGGACUUUGGUGACCCGACUUGUCAUGUUUCAAACCAUCGUGGAUUCGGCUGCAAGAUGUCAUUUUCAUGUACCUUUGUUUAUAACAAGCCAUGAAUGGGCAUUGACAAGAGUGUAUAUAGCUAUAAUCUUGAAUGCGCUGCCCUGCAAUAAAAACAACUUCUAUUUGGGCUGAUUUAUUUUUAUUUUUUUCCGAAUAAUGCAUUGAGUGUGUUCUUGCACACAGGCUUAUCCGCAUGAUACAUUUUCAAGUUUUCUGUAUAGAAUCUUCACUGGACCCUUCAAUAGUCACACAUGCAUCAUCUAACGCGAUCCAACAAAAGGGGUGCAUCCAAGAUUGAUAUGGAUCUCAUCUGAGUGUGUAAAUGUACCUUGCGGUGUGACUUGUGAGUGACUUUGGAACACACGUGCAGCUUUAAUUUGUACUUAACAUAUAAAGAUUAAAUUAUACCUCUUACUCAUGGCUGUCUUGCUAGAUUGCACAAAAGGUUUGAUCUCUUUGAUUCCUCAUUCAUGCUUGUAUGUCAGAUUAACUGUAAAUUUUGUUUAACACAAUACAGGAUGAUGAUCAUGAUGAUGCUAAUUGCUAAUAGCAGUCUCCUCCAUUGGGAUGUUUUAUUACUAACUCAGGGAACUAAGGUUUGUGGCCUCCAUCGGUACCCUGUACUUUUUCAAGAAAGACAUUUCCUGGUGAAAUUUUUAUUUUCCAGUUAUUAUAUCUUCACUGGUUCUGUUUGUAUGAAUUAGAGACACUGGUAAUAUACAGAGCUCCAGCGUAAAACACAAGGUUUUUAAAAAAAUAUAUUGUUCAUCCUACAAAAGGAGCAAGGAUAGGAUUUUUAUAUCUUUGAAAUAAAGGUCUUCUGCCUCA